AUGGCAGACCAUGGCAUGGAGAUUGAGGACGGAAUGCCGGCCGAGUGUUUCUGGAACAUCCGUGGGAUGUUAUCCGGGACGACCAUCCUUGCAAGGAACGCGCUUGGAAGACGCUCAGAAGCGCUGCCUCGGUUGCCAUUGGACAAUGGACCAUAUGGCGUAGUUCGAUCGCACGCACCAGAGGAUCGUGGCGCGCGAUCUAUGUAA
Fusarium venenatum is the source of this 207-nucleotide messenger RNA. The record is from RefSeq and is a predicted model, not a curated record. Lineage: Eukaryota; Fungi; Ascomycota; Sordariomycetes; Hypocreales; Nectriaceae.